Messenger RNA from Gossypium arboreum, 1600 nucleotides. RefSeq names its product zinc finger CCCH domain-containing protein 1. The record is from RefSeq and is a predicted model, not a curated record. Lineage: Eukaryota; Viridiplantae; Streptophyta; Magnoliopsida; Malvales; Malvaceae. Gene Ontology annotation, biological process: snoRNA splicing. The transcript is spliced from 4 exons. Gene Ontology annotation, molecular function: metal ion binding. The coding region runs from base 327 to 1355 and encodes 342 amino acids. Gene Ontology annotation, cellular component: U2-type spliceosomal complex.
UUUGGGAGUUUUCAUAUUUAUAUUGGCCCUAAAAUUUUAGACAUUUCCAGCCCCAGUCCACUCGAAAUUUUUUCUUUCUUCCACCACUCGCCGCCGAUAGCGCCGCCACUGUCCUCUGUCGCCGCCGACAUUCUUUUCCUCUUUCUCUCGCCGUUUCGCUACGCCCUUUUCUCAACUGAAGCCGCUAUCGCUGCCGUCCUAUCAAUUGGUUUUUCUUUCCAUUAAAUUAGUUUAAAACCACUUGGAGCACCAGUCGUGGUCAAAUUAAAGUUAAUCUUGGUUGAGGCAAGGAAUCUAUAAGCCUUUGUUCUUUUCUGUCCGUUAAGAUGGCAGAUUCAAGCGAGCCCCAGGAUCCUGGAAAAGAACUUCGGCAAUCUGAAACAGAACCUCAACAAUCUGAACAAGUCUGCAACUUCUUUAGGAAGCCAACGAAGGGCAAAAACAUAAGGAAAAGGACAAUAAAUGAGGAUGAAGAUGAAGACUCCAGAAAUGGCACAUCUUUGUUGCACAAUCAAAAAAAGGCUUCGAAGCCUGACGAUAAGUUGUACUUUUCAACUGGAUCCUCCAAGAGUGCUACUGCCACUGAAUCAAGUACUGAAUCUCACAAGCCGGUUUUUCAAUUUGAGUCUUCCACGGAAAUUCAAGUCCAAAAUGAUAGCAGAGCUACAGCAAUCUUAGAAACUGAGACUGAGUUUACAAAAGAUGCUCGAGCUAUACGUGAGAAAGUUCUUAAACGAGCAGAGGAUGCUUUGAAGGGGAAAAGCACAAUCUCUGGGGGAGAAAAAUUGUACACUGGAAUGCAUGGCUAUGUGGAUCAUAAAGCCGGAUUUCGAAGAGAACAAACCGUUGCCAGUGAGAAAGCAGGUGGCUCUCAUGGACCUCUUAGAGCUUCUGCCCACAUCAGGGUUUCAGCAAGAUUUGAUUAUCAACCCGACAUCUGUAAAGACUACAAAGAAACCGGUUACUGUGGUUAUGGAGAUUCAUGUAAGUUUAUGCAUGAUCGUGGAGAUUACAAGUCUGGGUGGCAGUUAGAGAAAGAGUGGGAAGAAGCAGAGAAAGCAAGGAAAAGAAAUCUUGCUUUGGGUGAGGGGAAUGACGAUGAUGAGGCAGGGGUAGUUCAGAGUGAUGAUGAUGAUGAUGAUACAUUGCCCUUUGCCUGUUUUAUUUGCCGGCAGCCAUUUGUUGAUCCUGUUGUUACUAAAUGCAAGCACUACUUCUGCGAGCACUGUGCUUUAAAGCAUCAUGCGAAGAAUAAGAAGUGCUUCGUAUGCAACCAACCCACGCUUGGCAUUUUCAAUGCAGCUCAUGAGAUACGUAGAAAGAUGGCUGAAGAGGGUAAACUCAAAGGCCAUUGAUGCUUCUGCUUCAAUCCUGCUGUCUUUUAACAUUUUUGUUUGUUGUUUAGUGUUGUAGCUGACUAUGCUACUCUUGUUAGACUCAGUCUUGGGUUUUUAUCCGACAUAAAUAUAUACAUUAUACAUAUUUUAUUUUGAAGAUUUUCAUGUAUGUCCAGAAAGUUGUCCGAUGCGUGCCAAACGCAAAUAAUUAUUUCUCUAAUAUUAUUUUUUUGCAUAUAUAAAAAGGGUAUAUUUUGGUAAAA